CCUGGACCCGGCAGGACGUCCCUGUCCCUGUCUGUCCCAACCCAACACAGACAGACAGACGGACUCCCCGCUGUCUCUCAUGUGUCUUCCAACAGGACGCCAGUGAUUCAUGGUCGUAUUAAUCUUAAUAUUAAUAUUAAUCUUAAUAGACGCUCCAUUACAACCUGGACCCGAGGACUCUGAGACCCCCAGGAACCAUGGUCCGGGUCGCAGCGCUGAUCGCUCUUCUGACCUCGGUGCGGCUGACGGAGGCCCAACAUGAGCCGGGCCUGUGUGCUUUCUACGAGGAGUGUGGAAAAAACCCGUCGGCCGGAGGAACCCUCCUCCCCCCCAUCGUUCCCUGUCUGGACUACAGCGCCGCCCGCGCCCUCACAGGGCAGCACUACAGGAAACUCAAACAGGUCUGUCCCGUUUUGGACCGCGGCGAGGGCAACACCUUCGCCUGCUGCUCCAUCCAACAGCUGUCAUCCUUGGAAAUGAGCCUGACGCUGUCCAAGGCGGUGCUGGUCCGCUGCCCGUCCUGCGCCGAGAACUUCGCCCACCUGCACUGCAUCAACACGUGUAGCCCCAACCAGAGCCAGACCGUCAAAGUCACAAAACUAGCCAACGUCACGAAUCCGGACACCAACGUGACAAAGGAGGCCGUGGUGGCCUACCAGGCGUUCAUGACCACGUCCUUCGCAGACACCGCCUUCCAGUCCUGUAGGAAUGUGCGGAUCCCCUCCACGGGGGGCUUCGCCAUCGCCACAAUGUGUGGCCGGUACGGCGCCAAGCUGUGCACGCCACAGUACUGGUACGACUUCCAGGGCGACAGCAGCAACGGCCUGGCGCCGCUGGACAUCGACUUCCAGCUGGUGAAAGACGGCGACUCUCAGGGACUGCCGCCGGGCGUGGUUCCCUACAACGGGCGCGCCCUGAGGUGCAACGAGACAACGCCGUCCGGCGGCGAGGUCUGCUCCUGCCAGGACUGCCAGGAGUCAUGUCCCAAGAUGCCGCCGCCGGAGCUGCCGCCGGGCCCGUUCAGAAUCCUGACAGCCGACGGGUUCCUGGUGAUCUCCAUAAUCCUACUGUGUGUCCUGAUGGCCUCGUUCAUCCUCUACCUCGCCGUGUCGGGCUUCGUGAGGUCUCAGGGAAGAAAGGAUGAGGAGAAAGGGAAGGGAAAGGGGAAGGGCAAAGACCAGAACAGUAACAACGUGACCCGGCGGCUCAUCCACCCGUCGGAGGUGUCGUGCGCCGAGAGGAACAGCAUGGCGGCCCAGGCCAACCUGAGUUCCGGGUUCCGGCGCUGGGGCACCCUCAUGGCGUCGUAUCCGCUCACGGUUCUCCUGGUGUCAGCGGCUGUCGUCGUCGUCUUUGCCGCCGGUCUGAAGUACAUCGUGCUGACCACCGACCCGGUGGACCUGUGGUCGGCGCCCAACAGCCGCGCCCGCCAGGAGAAAGACUUCCACGACUCGCACUUCGGCCCGUUCUUCAGGACCAAUCAGCUGAUCCUGACGGCGCCGGGCCGGCCGGGCCACGUCUACAACUCGCUGCUGUUCGGACCGCACAACUUCAGCGGGCUCGUCUCCAAAGACCUCAUCAUCGAGCUGCUGGAGCUGCAGACGCGGAUCCGGGACAUAGAGUUCUGGUCCGAGGACCUGAACCGCACGGCGACCCUGAAGGACGUGUGCUUUGCGCCCCUGAACCCGUCCAGCCCGUCCACGGCGGACUGCGCCGUCAACAGCCUGCCGCAGUACUUCCAGAACAGUCUGUACAACAUCAACGACAAGAAGAACGUGACGCAGCUGGGCGUGACCGCCGAGGUGGACUGGAGGGACCACCUGAUCUACUGCCUCAACUCCCCCCUGUCCUUCAAAGACAUCACAGGCUUGGACAUGAGCUGCAUGGCUGACUACGGAGCUCCGGUCUUCCCCUUCCUGGCUGUAGGAGGCUACCAGA
Molecule: messenger RNA, 1938 nt
Organism: Etheostoma cragini (Arkansas darter)
Lineage: Eukaryota; Metazoa; Chordata; Actinopteri; Perciformes; Percidae
Product: NPC1-like intracellular cholesterol transporter 1
Exons: 6
Source: RefSeq, a predicted model, not a curated record